Messenger RNA from Saprolegnia parasitica CBS 223.65, 880 nucleotides. RefSeq lists its product as hypothetical. The record is from RefSeq and is a predicted model, not a curated record. NCBI's taxonomy places the organism in Eukaryota, Oomycota, Saprolegniomycetes, Saprolegniales, Saprolegniaceae. The transcript has 3 exons. The coding region runs from base 45 to 845 and encodes 266 amino acids.
GCCUCUUUGAUUGAACGCGACGGCGUCAACACCUUUGAUUGAGGAUGAAGCAGCGCAAGUCGCCGCCUGUCGCUGCGCCGCCGACCGCGCCCGCCCCGAAGGCCGCGCCGAGCCUCUUGUCGCUCGGCCUCUUGCCGACGAUGAUCCCGGUGUCGGGUCUGCUUACGAUGGCGGCCACGAUGGUGUACACGUGCCAGCACCACUACAAGUGCACGGAGACGUACCCGACGCUCUCGACGGCGGCGAUGGCCCAUCCGCAGUUCUACGUCUUUGGCAUUGGCAUGAACCUCACGUCGUACUUUAUCUUCCUCACGAUCUCGCUCCUCACGACGUACAUGCAAGCGCAGCGCACGAUGACCAAGUACGCGUGGGUGUACUACGUCUGGGGUCUUCUCACGUCGGCCGGCCUCACGGUCCUCUGCACGUUCGACAUGAAGCGCUGGCGCAACACGCACAUCAUCUCGACCAUCUUCUUCUUUCUGAGCUCGUGGAUCAUGAUGAUUAUGGCCCAAAUCGCGCGCCUCCGCAUUGCGUCGCCGGCCCACGCGUACCACGUCAAGUGGGGAUCGUUCUUCAUCGGCCUAGGCGUCUUCCUGACCUCUAUGUUCGGCUUCUUCUAUGUGACCGUCCACGGCUACAUUGCCAACCCGUAUGGCCUGACGUACUCGCAGGAGGCGCUCCUCGAGCUCUUCUCGAUCGUGUGCCAGCUCUUGUACAUGGGCACCCUCUCGUCCGAAGUCGGAUCGCUCGAGUCCUUCCAGAAGCAGCGACCGUUCCUCCGCGCCAUGGACUACGGCGCCUUGGUCGUCCUCAUCGCCGCCGUCUUUGCAGUCGAGUGGCUUUAAACAUGAACGAGCACGAAGAGGCCUGCAAACGCCAA